ACACACACACACACACACACACACACACACACACACACACACACACACACACAAUCUGAAACCAGCCCAUCAACCAUUUCCAUACAUAUGUAGACAGUCAAUCUAAUCGAAGUGCUUCAGAGGGAAGAGGGGACGUGAGGUGUACAGAUCCUUCAGGGGUUAAUGGGCUCAGAUGUCGACAGAGGGUCUGAGUGAGAAAAUCUGACUGAAACUACAAAUUGACAAAGAAGAGAGGGCGCAGUUACUGUUUGCGAAGGCUAGGAGCAGAUUUUGGUGCAGAAUGUCAGACUCCCCUACAUUUUCCCACACCAGGGCAAAGUCUCAAACAUCAACCCCUCAGGCCAGCCUACACACUUGUGAGCCCAGUGGGACUUGCUGCCAGCAGAUGGCAGAAUCACAGACUAAAGUUGGCAGGGAUGUCUGCUUCGCCCAGAAAGACAGCAACACUUUCAGCUUGAGGACCGCGGCUUUGAACAGGAGGCACAGCGCUGAUGGGACCAUCGGUUUAGGGUCAGGAUCAGCACCGGGACGAGGUCCCGUUGACUCUGACCGUUUCCACCCAUACCGUCGACAGUUCAGCGAUGGAGCAGUGACGGCUGCGGGUUGCCUCCAACAGUGCUCGUCUUCCUUCAGCUGUCUGCAGGAGGUGUGCAGCUCUGACACUCUUUCACACAGGUCAAGCAGCGAGGCACCAACAUCCUGGGACCAGUACAACGGCAGUGUUCAGAGUUCCUACCCAAAACUACCAACUCUACCAGCAAAGCCCUCCUGCUUCCUGUCUCAAAGCUAUCCAUCCUACAGCUCAUCGAGCCCUCUACAACAGGUCUCAUCUAGACUGUAUCCUAAUAAUGAUCAGUCCAACAGCUCAAAAUAUUGUCUCCAAAGUCUCUCCAAUCAAUCAUACCAGGAGAGCACCACACAGUCCCACUUCCCUAAGCCCAUUUACUCAUACAGCAUCUUGAUCUUCUUGGCUCUGAAGAACAGUAAAACAGGAAGCCUGCCAGUCAGUGAGAUCUACAGCUUCAUGACUGAACACUUUCCCUAUUUCAAGUCAGCUCCUGAUGGAUGGAAGAACUCUGUGCGUCACAACCUCUCCCUGAACAAGUGCUUUGAGAAGGUGGAGAACAAAAAUGGGAACUCGUCCCGUAAAGGCUGUCUUUGGGCUCUCAAUCCAGCCAAGGUGGAGAAAAUGCAGGAGGAGUUGCACAAGUGGCGUCGCAAGGACCCUGUCACUGUUCGCAGGAGCAUGGCGAAGCCAGAAGACCUUGAUCGGCUUCUGGGAGAGAGACCGGACAAGUUCAGGUCUGUGCCACUUUACACCAACGCAGCUUUUUUAUCCAGAGUGGCCAAUAUCUACGGCACCACCUCGUCAUCUUGCACCCCAGUCCAGCUCCAACCACCCUACCUACCCGUUCAGCGUCCACAGUAUGCCCAAGUUCAACCUCAGCAGCCCCAUUUCCUUCCCCCUGCCGCUGCUCACCCCAGCAACUCAUUUGCCCUGUACUCACCAUGUGGACAGCUGCCUGCAGCUGGCGUCCCAUCAGCCACUGGAAGCUUGCACUCCCCCAUGACUGGUAAGAUGCCACCUGUUUACAGCAUCGCCCUACAGGCUGAGUUCAGCUCCAGGAACAUGCAGGACUUGCUGUUGGAGGGAGACGCCAGUUAUGACAUCGACACGCUCAACCCCAGUCUGACUGACCUGCAGCUGCAAGGUCACUUGUGGGAGGAGUUACAAGAGGACAGCCUGCUGUCUGAUCCACAAUUUACCACCACAACCCCAUCCACGACCUCUGCCCUGCAGGACCACAGCGUCCAGACCAGCUGCCUUCAGGCCACGCCCCCUGUCGGUCAGACGUCAGAGGUGACUGCCGUUGGUCGACGAAAAGCUGAGUAUGAGGACGAGAACGCAGGCAGAAACUUUGAGCAGCAUGGCUGUUUAAAUGGACUGCAUCCUGUGGCUUAUUCGGGGAUGGAGAGUCUAGCUGGGUAUCUGACCUCCUGUACCAAAUCCAUCUCCUUAAUGUAAAUACCUGACUGUUUGGGCUCUUUCACACUCCCUGACCAUUAAUGUAAUAUAUUAACCUGAAUGGGGAAUAUUGUUGCAAGCAGCAUCAUGCCACAUUAUUAGCUUGGUGGUUAUUUUCCCCUUCAAAUCCUCUGUUUACCAUAGUGUGACAAACUGUGGUGGAAACAGUUAUAUCCUUUUUGGCUGUUUCAAUACACAUGUCUUUCCCACCAUUUAUUUAUUUGCAAGAGCUCCUGUUAUAAAAAGUAUAAUAUAAAACAUAUAUAAGUUGUUCAUUUUAUUGAUGCAUUAAUAUAUUUGUGCAUUCUUGCCAUUUCAGUUAUUUUAGUCAGUUAAUACCAGAUGAUGAAUUGCUUUAUUCAGUAUCCAAGGGUUAGGUUUCUCCAUAUUAGAGAGUAAAACAUAUAAACACACAUUGUUGGAGGAUGUCCUCUGCUUCAGCACCUUACAUUAAACUGGCUGCAACCUGAAACACAUGUACAGUUGCCUGGAUUAUCCUGCCGUUUUAUGUGAACUGAUUAAAAUUCACUUAACUCUG
Molecule: messenger RNA, 2564 nt
Organism: Sander lucioperca (pikeperch)
Lineage: Eukaryota; Metazoa; Chordata; Actinopteri; Perciformes; Percidae
Gene: foxn1
Product: forkhead box N1
Exons: 9
Coding region: 281-2026 (581 amino acids)
Biological process (GO): regulation of transcription by RNA polymerase II
Molecular function (GO): DNA-binding transcription factor activity, RNA polymerase II-specific; transcription cis-regulatory region binding
Source: RefSeq, a predicted model, not a curated record